AUGGCUGCCCCCGCCCCCGCCCAGAAGACCUUCACCAUCGGCACCCGCAAAUCUAAAUUGGCUUUGCUCCAAACAGAUCUCGUCUUGGCCGCUUUAAAGAAUGCUUUCCCGCAAUAUGAAUAUAAAAUCUUCUCCAAAGAAACCGCUGGCGAUCUGAACACCACAAUCGCCCUGCGGGACUUCACCACCAAGAACCUGUGGACGGAGGAAUUGGAGGAGCUGAUGAUCGGCGGACAAGUUGAUCUCAUCGUGCACUCACUCAAAGAUGUCCCCACUACCCUCCCCUCCUCUUGCAAGCUAGGCCCGAGCAUGCCCCGCGAAGACAGCAGGGAUGUCCUCGUGGUGAAACAAGGCCUGCCAUACAAGAAUCUUUCCGAGAUCCCCGCUGGCUCCGUAGUUGGAACCUCCUCUAUCCGGCGCACCGCGCAGCUGGCCCGGAAAUACCCCCACCUGAAGGUCCAAGAUGUCCGCGGAAACAUUGGUACCCGUCUGUCCAAGCUAGACGCUGAAGAUAGCCCCUAUACCUGCAUCAUUCUUGCCGCCGCGGGUCUGCUCCGCUUGGACCUGGCGGAUCGCAUCACACAAUACCUCGACUCCAAGAGCAGUGGCAUGCUCUACGCUGUUGGGCAGGGUGCUCUUGGCAUUGAAAUCCGCAAGGAGGACAAGGUUCUGCAAGAGAUGCUGGACACCAUUGGUGAUCAAGAUACCACUUUCUCUGUUCUGGCAGAGCGGAGCCUUUUGCGUACCCUGGAGGGUGGCUGUAGUGCCCCGCUGGGAGUUGAAACCGAAUGGGUCCAAAGCUCCGAGGGGAAAAAGCUGCGUAUGCGCUCUGUUGUGGUUAGUGUCGACGGCAAGGAGUGCGCUAAUGUUGAACUGGAUGCCGCUGUCACCUCUGCUGAGAGUGCAGAGGCCUUCGGUAUCACUGUGGCCGAGGCCCUCGUCGCCGAUGGCGCUGGUGCUAUCCUUGAGGCUAUCCAGCAGAACAAGACCAAGGAGAACACCACUGCUUGA
Penicillium brevicompactum is the source of this 1011-nucleotide messenger RNA. Its product is annotated as Hydroxymethylbilane synthase. The transcript has 2 exons. Gene Ontology annotation, cellular component: cytoplasm. Gene Ontology annotation, molecular function: hydroxymethylbilane synthase activity. Gene Ontology annotation, biological process: heme biosynthetic process. The record is from RefSeq and is a predicted model, not a curated record. The coding region runs from base 1 to 1011 and encodes 336 amino acids. Lineage: Eukaryota; Fungi; Ascomycota; Eurotiomycetes; Eurotiales; Aspergillaceae.